Magallana angulata is the source of this 2624-nucleotide messenger RNA. RefSeq names its product neuronal acetylcholine receptor subunit alpha-10-like. The coding region runs from base 805 to 2280 and encodes 491 amino acids. The record is from RefSeq and is a predicted model, not a curated record. Gene Ontology annotation, biological process: chemical synaptic transmission; nervous system process; signal transduction. Gene Ontology annotation, molecular function: transmembrane signaling receptor activity; acetylcholine-gated monoatomic cation-selective channel activity. NCBI's taxonomy places the organism in Eukaryota, Metazoa, Mollusca, Bivalvia, Ostreida, Ostreidae. The transcript has 8 exons. Gene Ontology annotation, cellular component: postsynaptic membrane; synapse; neuron projection.
AACUGUUAUCAGUUUUUGCGAUAGGGCACGAUAGCUAGAUUUUCUCAUCUAGAAACUAAUUCAAUUGGCAAAUAAGUUUACAAAAAAGUUCUAGCAUAAAUGAAUAGACUGUUUAUUUUCUUACUGAGCUAAAAGACUCUACACAAGAAGGAGGGAACCGAAUGACAAAAAGAAAUUAAUAAGAGGCAGGCUAUAUAACGGUAACAGCCGAUAUCGAACUGGUUUAGGAUAUAGGAAGUGGAGAGAUUAGGAAAAUAAUGAUAGGACAGUGGUUCGGGAUAAAAUCAGGAAGUGGUAACGGACAACGGACUGCUUUUCAUUUUAAACGACGGUAGCUGAGGAUAAGGGUUAGGUAUUCGAGACAAAAAUUAGGGUACAGAAAGUGGUUAAGGAUACAGGAAGUGGUUAAGGAUACAGGAAGUGGAUAAGGAUACAGGAAGUGGUUGAUGAUAUAGGACGGUACCAUCAGGAAAUGUAGGGUGAUACUGAGUGGAUCGCGAAAUCCUUCGUACAUCUGCUGAAAAAAGGUGAUUUGGUCAUCCGGGGACUUACCUUACACCUGUCUUCAUCUUGGAUCAGGUACAAACUUUGUUUACCUUAAUUACGGAAUACCUCAUUAACAGUGAGGCCCAACAUCCGGUGCAGAUUUGGAUGACAGAAGAACGUGUCUUAUAUCGCCUACCAUUGGGUGAUUAAAUCGAUGUCGGGUUAGACGGGUUUAUCGGAUUAGACAGGUUGUCAACUUAGAUUUUGACCAACCGCAACUGACGUGACAAACCAUGACUUUACCAACGAGAAGCCAGGAUGUCACGUGACCUAUUGUUUGUUCUUUACAUUCUUUUGCACCCGUCAGUCUUAACAGCUGGCGGUCCGUCUCACAAUGUCAAGAAAACUGACGAACAGAGACUACUAGAGGUUCUGUUAAACGGAUAUAACAGUGACACGAGACCCGUAUAUAAUGCGUCACAUCCGGUCCAAGUCUCGCUAGGAAUCACUCUUACACAGAUAUUUGACGUGGAUGAAAAAAAUCAAGUGUUGACCACCAAUGUCUGGUUGGAUCAGGAAUGGAAAGACGAGAAGCUGACGUGGGACCCCGCUGAUUAUAACGGACUGGAGGUGAUGAGGAUCCCGUGCCGGAAAAUCUGGCUGCCGGAUAUCGUCCUCUACAACAGCGCCAGCGACCACAAUGAGAAGUACAUGGAGGCGCUAGCCAUGGUCAGUCACACAGGGGUAGUCUUCUGGCCCCCCAUCGUCAAGUUCCGCAGCUCCUGCCUGAUGGACAUGACCUACUUUCCGUUCGAUGACCAAAUCUGUAAGUUAAAGCUGGGCUCCUGGGCCUACACCGGCUUCCAGGUGGACGUGCUAAACCGCUCAAACACCGUCGAUCUGUCCAGGUUCGUGCAGAACGGCGAGUGGGAGCUUAUCCGGACGUACGGUGUCCGGAACAACGUGUACUACACGUGCUGUCCGGAACCGUUCCCGGAUGUAACCAUUACGCUGCACAUCCGGCGGCGGACCAUCUACUAUAUGUACAACGUCAUCAUCCCCUCCAUCAUGCUGUCCAGUCUGGCCCUGCUGGGGUUCUGGAUUAACCCUGACUCCGGGGAGAAGGUCACGCUGGGACUGACCGUACUGUUAGCGCUGUCUGUCUUUAUGCUCCUCAUCGCGGAAAACACGCCGGCCACCUCAUUCUUCAUACCUCUGCUAGGAGUUUACCUUAUCACCACCAUGUCCUUUACCUCUAUAUCUGUCAUCUGCUCCGUGGCUGUGACGAAUCUCCACAUCCGGGGAUACGCGCAUCCUGUCCCAAACUGGAUGCGCAGUGUCCUACUGGUGGUGUCACGCGUGCUCUGUAUAACUGUCAAUCAUCUCAAGGAGAGGAGGUCCCACUGGAAGCCAAAACACUGGCACCGCGUCCCCGAGGCUUCAACCGUCGGUAACCAUUCCUCGACCAAUGGCCGUGUCGUUCAUGACAUAGGGGAGACGACUACCAUCGUAACUCAUGACGACGUGCUCCAUGACGGAGCGACACCUGGUGACAGGUUACUCAAGGACGAUAACUCACAAGUGAAUCACGCAUUACUGGAAACACUGAAGUGCCUUAUGAACAAACAAGAGGAGACCGACCGAGAGAACAAAAUCCACGACGAAUGGAAGGAGGUUGCCAUUGUGAUCGACCGCUUCCUGUUCCUGGUUUUCCUGUUGGGGAUGAUUGUGGCUUCCGUUUAUAUCCUCGUCGCCUUGCCAUUACAAAAGUUACAGAGAUUUGGUGGUUCUUAACUUUUCUCUAUGACUAGUAAAUGUAUCUGUUUAUACAUGUGAAUUGAUUGUCUUGACGAUAUAGUGAUAUUAUUCAGAACUAAUUUGUGUUUGACCUAUUAAAAACGCACAAUUAUUCGGAAAAUACAUAUAUUUUUAUAUAUCGUGGUUUAGUAGUUGAUUACUAGAAAUUCGUAACGGAAAUUUAUAUAUGAAUGUUUUGUUUUUUUUGGCUGAUAUCAGUUUGAUUAAAUACGAUUAACCUAUAAAUAUUUAUGUUACAAAACUUUCAGUAAUUUUGGACUUGCCUGUACGAUUUUUCACAUAUUUUAUGGAGAUAUUUGAUACGAUAUAAACAGGUUUUU